Messenger RNA from Penicillium nucicola, 1293 nucleotides. Its product is annotated as endoplasmic reticulum-Golgi intermediate compartment family protein. Bases 1 to 1293 code for a protein of 430 amino acids. NCBI's taxonomy places the organism in Eukaryota, Fungi, Ascomycota, Eurotiomycetes, Eurotiales, Aspergillaceae. The record is from RefSeq and is a predicted model, not a curated record. Gene Ontology annotation, biological process: retrograde vesicle-mediated transport, Golgi to endoplasmic reticulum; endoplasmic reticulum to Golgi vesicle-mediated transport. The transcript has 2 exons. Gene Ontology annotation, cellular component: endoplasmic reticulum; endoplasmic reticulum membrane; COPII-coated ER to Golgi transport vesicle.
AUGAAUGGCUUUGAAAAAGGCCUCGACGAAGAUGCCUUCGGAGAGAAGUCCAAUCUGGCAGGUCUAAAGACCUUUGACGCUUUCCCCAAAACCAAAUCAUCCUACACAACCCCAACCCGCAGCGGAGGCGUAUGGACCGUCGUAAUCCUACUAGUCUGCACGCUCUUCAGCAUCACCGAAUUAAAAAUAUGGUGGCGCGGCACCGAACACCAACAAUUCAGCGUUGAAAAAGGCGUCUCGCACGAACUCCAACUAAACCUCGACAUAGUCGUCGACAUGCCCUGCGACGCCCUCCGCGUCAACAUCCAAGACGCAGCAGGUGACCGCAUUCUCGCCGGCGAGCUCCUCAAACGCGACGACACGAACUGGGACCUGUGGAUGGCGAAACGCAACUACGAGACCUACGCCGGCGCCCACGAGUACCAGACUCUGUCUCACGAGGAGAACGACCGGCUCGAGGAGCAGGAGGCCGACUCUCACGUGCGACAUGUCCUCGGCGAAGUGCGUCACAAUCCCUGGCGCAAGUUCCCCAAGGGCCCGCGCAUGCGGAGGGGCGAUGUGCCCAAUGCUUGUCGCAUUUACGGGAGUCUGGAAGGGAACAAGGUCCAGGGUGAUUUCCAUAUCACAGCGCGAGGACAUGGAUAUCGUGAUGCCGGGGCGCAUCUGGAUCAUUCGAGUAUGUUUGCUCUUUUACCCUCUACCCUUCACCCUGCACCUUGCACCCUCUGCCAUUACUAUUGUCUCGAAAUAUUGAUAGCUAACACUGCCAUUCCAACAACAGCCUUCAACUUCUCCCACAUGAUCACGGAGCUCUCCUUCGGCCCGCACUACCCAACCCUGCACAACCCAUUGGACAAAACAAUCGCCGAAAGCGACUCGCACUACUACAAGUUCCAAUACUUCCUGUCCGUCGUCCCAACCCUCUACAGCAGAGGCAAAGGCGCGCUAGAUGCCUACACCCGGUCUCCGAUGUCAGCUGCAGCCCGUUCCGGCCGCAACACCGUCUUCACGAACCAAUACGCGGCGACCAGCCAGAGCGGCGCGAUCCCCGAGUCGCCCAUGGUCGUCCCGGGCAUCUUCUUCAAGUACAAUAUUGAACCGAUCCUUUUGCUGGUUAGUGAGGAGCGCACGGGGUUCUUGGCGCUGCUGAUCAGGUUGAUUAAUACUGUUUCUGGGGUUCUCGUUACUGGUGGGUGGAUUUACCAGAUUUCGUCCUGGGCUGGAGAGGUCUGGGGCCGGAGGAGGGGUCGGUCUAUGGAGGGUUAUUUGACGGGGAAGUCUGCUUCUGAUUGA